This is a messenger RNA of Xyrauchen texanus (razorback sucker), 2006 nucleotides long. RefSeq names its product WD repeat-containing protein 13-like. The transcript is spliced from 10 exons. Bases 115 to 1563 code for a protein of 482 amino acids. The record is from RefSeq and is a predicted model, not a curated record. Gene Ontology annotation, cellular component: nucleus. Lineage: Eukaryota; Metazoa; Chordata; Actinopteri; Cypriniformes; Catostomidae. Gene Ontology annotation, molecular function: protein binding; promoter-specific chromatin binding.
CUUCUGACUUGGCGGGUAGGUCUCAUGAUGACGUCACUCCCUUCAGACAGAAUGAACCGGUGAAAACCUCGCAGGCUCUUGUGUUUCCUGCAUCUCUGUGUGUUUGUGGUUGUCAUGGCUGCUGUUUGGCAGCAGGUGUUGGCAGUGGACGCAAGGUACAAUGCUUACCGCACACCUACAUUUCCCCAGUUCCGCACGCAGUACAUCCGCCGACGCAGCCAGCUGCUCCGUGAGAAUGCCAAGUGUGGCUUUGAGCCGGGGCUGCGCAGGCAGUAUCUGCGUCUGCGCAGUCAGUUGCUCGCCCUGCGUUACGGGCCUCUGUCAGAGCAGAGCAGCUUCAGAGCCAGCAGUGUGCGCAGUUCCCGCACCACACUGGAUCGUAUGGAGGACUUUGAGGAGGAUCCCAGGGCUCAGGGCGCCAGAGGUCACCGAAGGUCUAUGAGCCGAGGUUCUUACCAGCUGCAAGCCCAGAUGAACAGGGCAGUGUAUGAUGAGAGGCCUCCUGGUAGCCUGGUGCCCACCUCGGUGGCAGAAGCCAGCCGCGCCAUGGCAGGGGACACCACCCUCAGUGAGAACUACGCUUUUGCCGGCAUGCACCACAUCUUCGAUCAACAUGUCGACUCGGCUGUUCCACGUUUGCAAUUCGCCAAUGAUGAUAAGCACCUCCUUGCCUGCUGUUCAUUGGAUGGGACAUUGUCUGUCAUGACACUGUCCCCUCCUCCACCAACUGUAAAGGUGACAUUGAAGGGCCACGCCGGGCCUGUGACUGACUUUGCCUGGUCACUCAGCAAUGACAUCAUAGUGUCCACUUCAAAAGAUGGCACUCUACGUAUCUGGAACACAGAAGAUGGGAGAUGUAUCCGUGAGGUGGUCGACCCAGAGGGCAGUGAGCUGCUGUGCUGCACUUUUCAGCCCAUGAACAACAAUCUGACUGUGGUUGGCAACAGUAAACACCACCUGCAGGUGGUGAACAUCUCCACUGGGAAGAAAGUGAAGGGAGGCUCCAGUAAACUCACCGGUCGAGUUCUGUCUCUCUCCUUUGAUGCUCCAGGGAAAAUCCUGUGGGCUGGUGAUGACAGGGGCAGCAUUUUCUCUUUCCUCUUUGACAUGGCCACAGGAAAACUGACCAAAGCUAAGAGACUGGUAGUGAACGAGGGCAGUUCUAUCUCCGGUAUUUCAGCACGCUCAUGGAUCAGUCGAGAGGCACGGGACCCCUCUCUGCUCAUCAAUGCCUGUGUGAACAAACUUCUGCUGUACAGGGUGGUGGAUAAUGAAGGUACUCUGCAGCUUAAGAGAAGUUUCCCUAUCCAGCAUGGAUCCCAACCACUACACAGCAUCUUCUGUCCUCUGAUGUCCUUUAGACAGGGAGCCUGUGUUGUCACUGGCAGUGAGGAUGCGUGCGUCUACUUUUUCGAUGUUGAGCGCAACACUAAGGCCAUCGUUAACAAGCUCCAGGGUCACAGUGGGCCUGUGCUGGACGUUAGCUUCAACUGCGACGAAAGCCUGCUGGCCUCCUCCGAUGCCUCUGGGAUGGUGAUCAUCUGGAGACGUGAGCAGAAGUAACCUUGACAACAGCAUCUUUCUUGCCGGCAGGCUCAAAUCAUGUGCAAUGCAAGUCCUGAACCCUACUGUAAAUGUAAAAAAGAUGACUGUUGUUAUGUUGUGAGUCUGAGCUAACUCGUUUAGACCAUAAAAGAACCACGUGUUCUGUUGUCUUUGUUUUAGGACUGACAUUCCUUUGUUGUUGGUUUGGGAUGUUAUGCUAUCAGUGCUUUGCAGUCAUGAUGUUUAACUUAAAUGAUAAGAGGAGAGGUUAAUAUAAUAUUUUGUUCACUGUGUGCAUUUUUUGUCUUUGUAAAUACAGUAUGUGUGAGAAUGAGAGCGCUUGAGGCAAUGAAGAAUGUGUCACUGAUGUUGUGUUGGCAGCUUGCACAAUAACACCCCUGUAUUUAUGCCUUGGUAAAAUUCAAUAAAUUGAAUCACACUAGCUCAAUAAAGCUACAUUU